This is a messenger RNA of Aspergillus steynii IBT 23096, 699 nucleotides long. RefSeq lists its product as uncharacterized. The record is from RefSeq and is a predicted model, not a curated record. The coding region runs from base 1 to 699 and encodes 232 amino acids. The transcript has a single exon. Lineage: Eukaryota; Fungi; Ascomycota; Eurotiomycetes; Eurotiales; Aspergillaceae.
AUGGAGAACGCAUCGCGGAUGACAAGAAUUGUCGACGCCCAUGCCAGAGUGCUGGAGAAAGUUCUUGAGACCAUUGGUCUAUGGCGAGUCGCCCAGCGAAUCCGUCGAAAACUAAGCCGCUACAUUCCUCUCGAACCCCGGCAAUGUGAGAAGCUAAAAGCCUGGAUUCAAGCACAUCUCGAUCUCGAUUUGACUGUCCAACGCCUCGUUCAAUACCAAUGGAAGCAAGAAUACCCCCCUGACGAGUCCGCCAGCCUCACGAGCGAGCUAUCCUCCGACGGCGAUUUAGUUUCCUUGGAGUAUAAGAUUGCCGCCUACCGACACUGUGCUUCUGUCAUGCAGCGAGUGCUUCAAAUCGAGCUGGACAGUUUCCCGAAUGGACCCGUGAAGCGGGCAAUUCGGUCUCUGCGACGAAACACCCAGUGGGAUAAUUCCGAAUGGGUUCGUGCGCAAUGUGCUGAGAGGGGCGGAUGCUGUGCUCGUCAAUGUGGAUGCUGUCAGGCUCCACGACGGGGAGUUGCUGUGAAAGGGAUUGGACACUGUACAUCGGCGUGUCUUUGCUGCCAGAAUGAUCGCGGGUUUCCUAUUGAUACCUCAGAAGGCGAUCUCCUUGGUCCUUUCCGGGCUGCCGGGGUGCUGAAUGUCCACGAUCCUAAUUUACAGGAUCCCUGGUUAAAGGCGUUCGUUUGGGGAUUGUGA